ACCUGAUACGUAAUUGAUUGAUUUGUGUGUGGGUGUGUGUGUUAAAAUCAAUGAUGUUUGAGUGGUGAAGGUGGGGAGGAGUAGUAGGCAGCAACAGUCAGAGCGCUGGUGUCAACUAUGACAGUACCGGUAGGAGCGAUUUUACAAAUGUGAGACGAAGUUAAUCUGGAAAUGUUCUGAAGGCGGUACCCUUCGAUUUUUGGGAGGUCUAAUCCCAAUACUGAGGUAUUUGCCAAAAAUAGUGUAGAGAACAACAGUCUGGGUGUGAUUCAUCAUCUGAAGACUGCAGGACCGUGAUGAAGAGAGGGGGUGAAAGAAAGUGUCAUAACUUGAAACGGAGUUGGAGAUAUGCCCGAGACAUCAGGAGCAAAAAUGUGAUGAUAUGACCAUGUGAAAAGAUGGAGGGGAGAGUUCCUCUAUAAAUGCUGCAAUUUACACACAAAUUACAGAGUUGUCAACAGCCUGCUGAACCUGAACAGAAACAAGAUCAAGAACAAGAGCAAGAUCAAGAACAAGAGCAAGAUCAAGAACAAGAGCAAGAUCAAGAACAAGAUCAAGAACAAGAGCAAGAUCAAGAACAAGAGCAAGAACAAGAUCAAGAUCAUGUAAUUGACAUGAAUUGUAGUUGCCCAUAUCCUCUAGAUUUUUGGUUUCAAAUCUCAAGUUACAUUGAUCCAGAAGAUGUGGAAAGAUUUGCAAGAAUCUGUAAGCACUGUGCCAGUAUUGUGAGAUCCGCAUCAUUUUGGUUGUCAUUAUACAAGAGGUUUUAUAGGUCAGAUAUUCCCUUGCCGCCAUAUCUGCAGCCUGCAGCAAUGACUCGGCGACAUGGAUUGAGAACCAGAGUGAUCCGUGCAUUGUAUUUUUUGUAUAUGCCCAUGACUCGCAGGCUUCAGGAUCCUACUCUCUCUGAGUCGAGGCUUCUAGACAAGAUGUGUGUGCAGCAGUGCCACAAGUAUCAUUUUGCAAUUGGGUGUUCUACAUUCAUUUUCAAGUUUCAAGAUGUGAAGCAUAUACCUGUACGAGGACAAGAACCUGUCGAAAAGGAAGAUGAUAUUUAUGCAAAUAGUGAUGAGGGAGCCAUAACAUUAAAGUUGACCUGUUCACAGAUUACAACUCCACCCCUAGUGCUCAUUGGACUGGUACUGCGAAGUAUCACAUUUCCUACUCCUGCAGAUCCAGGUGCCCAUGUGCAAAUUAGUGUGGGUGAUAAUUAUGUUGCAUCACCACCCAAGAUCAGCAUUGUCCUUAACAAAGUGAUUGCUGUACAAAUGACAGACUGGUGGCACCCAUGUUCUCUCACACACACCCAUUCCAGUCAAUCUUGCACCCAUGCUAUGCAGACCCAGAUGAAUUACUGGGUUAAACACAAGUUUGUUUGAAUACAAUGUGUAUGCAUGGGUGUGACAACCCCUUCAGUGUGUGAAAAACAUGGAAGAACUUAGUCUGAAUUCAUUUGUACAUGCCACAAUUUGGGCAAAAAAAGGUUCACUCUGAAGGUACAUAAAUUCUGUGCAUUUGUGUUACUCAGACAAAUUAGCAUGGGUGAUAAUUAUAUUACAUCAUCACAUCCAUUUCAGUUAAUGUUGCAUCCACGCUGUGCACGUGAAUUAUUGGGUUAAUUGCAAGUUUAUUUGAAUGCAAUAUGUAUGCAAAGAUGUGACACGUGGCUCCCACUCAGUGUGUAGAUAAAGUAAUGAAUAAUGAGUGUGUGAAAGGCUUGGAACAAAACGAUCUGAAUUCAUUUGCACGUGCUACAAUUUGGGCACAAAAAAUGUUCAUUCUGCAGGUACAUAAAUUAUGCACAUAUUUGUUACUCAGUCAAAUUAGUGUGGGUGAUAAUUAUAUUGCAUCACCAUUGAAGAUCAGUAUAUCCUUUACAGAGUGAUUACUGUACAAAUGACAACUUGUCAUCCAUAUUUUUCACAUACACGUCCAUUUCAGUCAAUGUUGCACCCAUGUUGUGCAGAUCCAGAUGAAUUAUUGAGUUAAUCACAAGCCUCACACUCAGUGUGUAAAUAAAGUAAUGAAUAAUGAUUAUGUGAAAGGCUUGGAACAAAAUGAUCUGAAUUCAUUUGCACUUGCUACAAUUUGGGCACAAAAAAUGUUCAUCCUGCAGGUACAUAAAUUAUGCUCAUAUGUGUUACUCAAAGUACUGUGGGUGAUAAUUAUAUUGCAUCACCACUCAAGAUCAGCAUAGUCCUUAACAGAGUGAUUACUGUACAAAUGACAGACUGGUGAUCCAUAUUUUUCACAUACACCUCAAUUUCAGUCAAUGUUGCACCCAUGUUGUACAGACCCAGAUGAAUUAUUGGGUUAAUCGCAAGCCUCACACUCAGUGUGUAGAGAAAGUAAUGAAUAUGAUUAUGUGAAAGGCUUGGAACAAAAUGAUCUGAAUUAAUUUGUACAUGCCACAGUUUAGGCACAAAAAUGUUCAUUCUGAAAGUACAUAAAUUAUGCACAUAUGUGUUACUUAGUCAAGCCAUCCCCCUCCCCCCACCCACUCAGUGUGUAGAUAAAGUAGUAAAUAAUGUGCAUGUGAAAGGCUUGGAAUAAAAUGAUCUGGAUUCAUUUGUACAUACCACAAUUUGGGCACCAAAAAUGUUCAUUCUGCAGGUACAUAAAUUCUGCACAUAUGUGUUACUCAGUCAGAUUAGCAUUGGUGAUAAUUGUUGUAUCACCACACAAGAUCAGUAUAGUCCUUAACAAAGUGAUUACUGUACAAAUGACAGACUGGUCAUCCAUGUUUUCCACAUACACAUCCAUUUCAGUAAAGGGUACAGACUCUUAUAAAUUAUUUGGUUAAUCAAAAGUUUAUUUGAAUACAAUAUGUAUGCAUAGGUGUGACACCUGGCCUCCCACUCAGUGUGUAGAUAAAAUAGUGAAUAAUAAGUGUAUGUAAGGCAUGGAACAAACUGAUUUGAAUUCAUUUGUACAUGCCACAGUUUAGGCACAAAAAAUGUUAUUCUGCAGUUACAUAAGUUCUGUGCAUAUGUGUUAUUCAUUUGAGCCACCUCCUCCCAUCCCCCCACCUACUCAAUGUGUAGAUUAAGUAGUGAAUAAUGUGCAUGUGAAAGGCUUGGAAUAAAAUGAUCUGGAUUCAUUUGUACAUACUGCAAUUUGGGCACCAAAAUGUUCAUCUGCAGGUACACAAGUUCUGCAUGUAUGUGUUACUCAGUCAAAUUAGUGUGGGUUAAAAUUAUAUUGCAUCACAUUCAGGAUCAGUAUAGUCCUUAACAAAGUGAUUACUGUACAAGUGACAGACUUGUCAUCCAUGUUUUUCACAUACACAUCCAUUUGAGUCAAUGUUGAACCCAUCCUUUGCAGACCCAGAUUAAUUAUUGGGUUAAUCACAAGUUUAUGUGAAUAAAAUGUGUGUGCGCAAAGGUGUAACACCUGGCUUCCCACUCAGUGUGUAGAUAAAAUAGUGAAUAAUAAGUGUAUGUAAGGCAUGGAACAAACUGAUCUGAAUUUAUUUGUACAUGCCACAGUUUAGGCACAAAAAAUGUUUAUUCUGCAGUUACACAAGUUCUGUGCAUAAGUGUUAUUCAUUCGAGGCACCUCCUCCCCUUCCCCCCACCCACUCAAUGUGUAGAUUAAAUAGUGAAUAAUGUGCAUGUGAAAGGCUUGGAACAAAAUGAUCUGGAUUCAUUUGUACAUGCCACAAUUCGGGCACAAAAAAUGUUCAUUCUGCAAGUACGCAAGUUCUGCACAUAUAUGUUACUCAGUCAAAUUAGUGUGGGUAAUACUUAUAUUGCAUCACCACCCAGGAUAAUCAUAGUCCUUAACAAAGUCAUUAGUGUACAAAUGACAGACUUGUCAUCCAUGUUUUUCACAUACAUAUCGAUUUCAAUCAAUGUUGCACCCAUGUUGUGCAAACCCAGAUGAAUGCAAUGUAUAUGCAAAGGUGCGAUAACUCCCCCCCCCCCCCCCCCCCCCCCCCC
Messenger RNA from Schistocerca piceifrons (Central American locust), 3941 nucleotides. RefSeq names its product putative transmembrane protein 183BP. Gene Ontology annotation, molecular function: protein binding. The transcript is spliced from 7 exons. The record is from RefSeq and is a predicted model, not a curated record. Lineage: Eukaryota; Metazoa; Arthropoda; Insecta; Orthoptera; Acrididae. Gene Ontology annotation, biological process: regulation of protein stability. Gene Ontology annotation, cellular component: SCF ubiquitin ligase complex. The coding region runs from base 423 to 1379 and encodes 318 amino acids.